AAAUCAGAGGGCUAUCUAUUUCUUCCAUCAUCCCUUCCUUUCCUUCUGUCAUCCGAAACCAGCCUGCGAGGUAAACGGAUAUAAUAAUUUUAGGUCGCAGGGGAUCCGGAUCGGGAGUGGGACUAAAUCCCCGAUAAGUUUAAACCGGGACAAGAAGAUGUCGGCGUGUAUGUAUAGCCCUCUUGCUCUGUCUUCUCCAUCGACUAUUCGGAAAUCGACAUUUGGUUUCCGCUCCAAAUCGAAGCAGCUCGCAGUCCGCUGCACUGUUGGGGAAUUUGUUGGAGAACCAAAAGUUACUAGUGUUGCUGAGCCACUCCUGCUACAUGCUGUUCGAGGAGAAAAAGUUGAAAGACCACCAGUUUGGUUGAUGAGGCAGGCAGGGAGGUACAUGAAGAGUUAUAAAAAGAUUUGUGAAAAGUAUCCUUCUUUUCGUGAAAGAUCAGAAAAUGUUGAUCUCGUUGUAGAAAUCUCUCUACAACCAUGGAAAGUUUUCAGGCCUGAUGGGGUUAUUUUAUUUUCAGACAUCCUUACCCCUCUUUCUGGGAUGAAUAUACCAUUUGACAUAAUAAAGGGAAAGGGUCCAGUGAUAUACAGUCCUUUAAGAACAGCUGUAGAUGUUGAUCAGGUGACAGAAUUUGUUCCCGAGGAGGCAGUUCCAUAUGUUGGGGAAGCAUUGACUAUAUUGCGGGCAGAGGUUAAAAGUGAUGCUGCUGUGCUGGGCUUUGUCGGGGCUCCUUUCACCCUGGCAUCUUAUGUUGUUGAAGGUGGUUCAUCUAAGCACUUCACAAAGAUAAAGAGUCUGGCUUUCUCUCAACCAAAGGUUCUACAUUCUCUGUUACAGAAAUUUACAAACUCUAUGGCAAAGUACAUUAAGUACCAAGCAAACAAGGGGGCACAGGCAGUCCAAAUUUUUGAUUCCUGGGCAACAGAACUUAGUCCUGUGGAUUUUGAGGAGUUUAGCCUACCUUAUUUGAAACAAAUUGUGGAUUCUGUUAAGGAAACACAUCCUGAUCUGCCUUUAAUCCUUUAUGCAAGUGGGUCUGGGGGCUUGCUUGAGAGAGUUCCCUUGACUGGCGUUGAUGUUGUCAGCUUAGACUGGACCGUUGAUAUGGCUGAAGGUCGGAGACGGUUGGGAUAUGAUGUUGCAGUCCAGGGAAAUGUUGACCCUGGCGUUCUUUUUGGUUCAAAAGAGUUCAUAACCAAGCGGAUUCAUGACACAGUAAGAAAAGCUGGUAGUUAUAAGCACAUAUUGAACCUUGGCCAUGGCAUUGUAGUAGGAACCCCAGAGGAAAAUGUAGCACACUUCUUUGAAGUUGCAAAAGGCAUCAGAUACUAAAUAUUGUUUUUUUUUUUCAUUUACAAUUGAUUUUUGUAGUUUUUUGUCAAAAUUAGUAUUUUUGUUAGCUUGAGCUUAGAUGCAAAAAAUUUGAGGAAUUUUUAUUUGUAAGUAUUAUAAAGAGCCCCAAAACUGAAAUUUUUCUGAUAGAUUCAGUGUCU
Elaeis guineensis (African oil palm) is the source of this 1497-nucleotide messenger RNA. Its product is annotated as uroporphyrinogen decarboxylase. Gene Ontology annotation, biological process: porphyrin-containing compound biosynthetic process. NCBI's taxonomy places the organism in Eukaryota, Viridiplantae, Streptophyta, Magnoliopsida, Arecales, Arecaceae. The record is from RefSeq and is a predicted model, not a curated record. Gene Ontology annotation, molecular function: uroporphyrinogen decarboxylase activity.